Peromyscus californicus insignis is the source of this 847-nucleotide messenger RNA. RefSeq names its product CD7 molecule (gene Cd7). The record is from RefSeq and is a predicted model, not a curated record. The coding region runs from base 1 to 630 and encodes 209 amino acids. Gene Ontology annotation, biological process: adaptive immune response. Gene Ontology annotation, molecular function: signaling receptor activity. The transcript is spliced from 4 exons. Gene Ontology annotation, cellular component: membrane. NCBI's taxonomy places the organism in Eukaryota, Metazoa, Chordata, Mammalia, Rodentia, Cricetidae.
AUGGCUCAGGAGACAAUGUUGGCCUUGCUGCUCACACUGGCUGGAGUCCUGCCUGGCCCCCUGGAUGCCCAAGAGAUGCAGCAGUCUUUCCAAGUCAUGGUGGCCUCUGAGGGGGAUUCCAUCAACAUUACCUGCUCUACAAUGGGAGACUUGGAAGGAAUCUACCUGAAGCAGAGUUGGCCACAGGAUUCCGAUGUGAUUUACUUUGAAGAUGGGAAGGAGUCCACAGUAGACAAGCGCUUCUCAGGCCGAAUUGAUUUCUCCGGUCCCCAGAACAACCUGACCAUCACCAUGCGCCUCCUCCGACUGACAGACACUGGAGUCUACUUCUGCGAGGCCGUCAGAAGAAGCCCAAGCCAUGGCUCAUCCACCAUGGUUGUGGUAACAGAAAAACUGUCCCAAGAAGCAUACAGAUCCCAGGAACCUCUGAGGAUAUCAGUUUCCCUCCCAGCUGCCCUGGCUGUAGGCUCCUUCUUCAUGGGGCUGGUCCUUGGGGUGCUGUGCACACUGAGGAAAACACAGAUCCAGGAACUAUGUGCCUCGAGGGAUAAAGACUCACCGUGUGUAGUAUAUGAGGACAUGUCCUACAGCAAUCGCAAGACUCCAUGCACCCCCAACCAGUACCAGUGAGCCCUCUACCCACAGUCCCCCAUGCCUUGUUUCGGCAGAGCUUACAAUGAUCCUGCUGACCCACCUAGCCCAACUCCCCCAGCACCCUUCCUGUGCCACUCAAGUGCCCCUUGGUGCUUCUAGGUGGAUGGGAUCCCUCCUCUGUAAGCUUCCCUACAGAGUUCUUCAAUCUAUCCUCCACCCUAGCCUGGUAUCCCUGAUCAUGCUGCCAUCAGGG